Molecule: messenger RNA, 360 nt
Organism: Penicillium brevicompactum
Lineage: Eukaryota; Fungi; Ascomycota; Eurotiomycetes; Eurotiales; Aspergillaceae
Exons: 1
Coding region: 1-360 (119 amino acids)
Source: RefSeq, a predicted model, not a curated record
AUGCUGGGAGAUUUCUUUCGAAAUCUUGCCGAGAUCGUCAUCAAUUCCGAGAGAGCUUUCUUGUGUACCUUGCUGGUAUGCUGUGGCUGUUUCCUUCUGUUCAGAGUCAACAUCUUGUUCAAGUGGACACCCCGGGCUCGUUCACUUGAAAGAGGACAGCAGAGCGAGGCAAAAGAGACUGUUGAAUCAUUGCCUCCCCAGGAUCAAUCCGCUGUCGAAGAGGUCCAAGAUCUCAGCGAAACGAAAUCUCAGACUUCCAUUCAUCCUCCACGCGCUGGGUAUCCCAUACAAAUUUUGCACGAGGAAAAUGAUGCGACUGUUGAGUAUGGCAAAUUCAUUGAUCUACCAAGUCUCCUCUAA